UUUGUGUAAAGUGCUGGAGAGAAGGAUUUUCACGUCGUAUUUUAUACCGAGUCCAGGUAAUGUACACGAUGUUUAACGUUUUGAUUGUGCAUUGAACGACGCUCGCCGUUCCUUUGUGUGUAUCGUGCAUUUUACCUCGCAGCCGUCGUCAAAAAAUGGCAUCCCGUAAGAAAGUGUUGUUGAAAGUGAUUAUUCUCGGGGAUUCAGGAGUCGGAAAAACUUCUUUAAUGAAUCAAUAUGUUAAUAAGAAGUUUAGUAACCAAUAUAAAGCGACGAUAGGGGCAGAUUUUUUGACUAAAGAAGUAAUGGUGGAAGAUAGAAUAGUUACUAUGCAGAUUUGGGAUACUGCCGGACAAGAGAGGUUUCAGUCAUUAGGAGUGGCAUUUUACCGAGGCGCAGACUGUUGUGUGCUAGUAUUUGAUGUGUCUGCUCCGACUAGCUUCAAAUCUCUUGAUUCAUGGAGAGAUGAAUUCUUGAUUCAAGCUUCGCCUCGGGAUCCAGACAAUUUCCCAUUUGUUGUUCUCGGAAAUAAAGUAGAUCUUGAGUCAAGAGCAGUGUCAAGCAAGAGAGCACAGCAAUGGUGUCAAUCAAAGAACAAUAUUCCAUACUUUGAAACUAGUGCAAAAGAAGCUAUUAAUGUUGAGCAAGCUUUCCAAACGAUAGCUAAAAAUGCUUUAGCUCAAGAAAGUGAAGUCGAACUUUACAAUGAAUUCCCGGAUCAAAUCAAAUUGACCAAUGACCAAAGAAGCAAUGGCAAAGGUGAUUCAUGUGCUUGCUAGGUCUUGGAGUAGCGGUAAUCUUGGUUGACUACAAAAAUGCACAGGUCAGAUUGUACAUUCAUGUGCCUGUGCGUAAAGGACGUGGAGAAUAUAUUGCGAUGAGCUUUAUGUGUGCAGGAAGUCACAAGAAUAUAUUUCUUUAUCUUAAUGUAUCAUACAAUCUCCUUAUGUCCACAAAAUAUCUCAAUAUUCUCAAGAUAAUUCUGUUGAAAUGCGAAAUCAUUAGCGUACGGUAAAAAUAACAAAGUAAAUCAUACAUGAAGGAAUGUGUACAAAAAUAUUGAUAUAUAAUUGUUUUUAUAAACAUGUGGGAGUAAGGUAUAUUUAUCCGACUUCCUGACUAAAUAUCGCAAUUCUAAAGCAGUACACUCCCGCUGGAUUUAAUUUAUCACACAUGAAUUCCCGUCUCUAUGUUAUUUUGUAAUCGCAGAUUUACGUUAGAGAUAGUUUAGAUAAUAUAAUGCUCUCUUAUCAGCGAAGCAUAUGAACUUUUUACCUAGGUUUUUGAUGAUUUAUGGUUAAUUUGUUUUCAACGAAACGAUAUAACCGUGGUUCUUAAAUGAUAGCGGCUAUUUAUUGCACUAGAAAGAAUGAUAUACGGGCCGGGAACACGGUUAGCGGUACAAUUAGUAAAUUAUAAUAAAAGAAUUUGCUCAUAAUUUGUUAAGUAUAAUUGCAUUUACAAAUGAGCUCUAGCACACAGCUUAUUCUCUUAGACAGAACCAAAUGUUUGCCCCGUGUAAAUGGUUCUUAUAAAAUAGAACAGAAAUAAGAUAAAGAUACAAUAAAGUUAUUAAGAUACUUUGUAGUAUAUCUUAUUAUAAUCUAUUUUAAUGAAUUCGAAAUUUAAUACAGAUGUAUAAUGUAAA
Messenger RNA from Odontomachus brunneus, 1648 nucleotides. It is a transcript of the gene Rab7, whose product is annotated as ras-related protein rab7. The transcript has 5 exons. Gene Ontology annotation, biological process: phagosome-lysosome fusion; endosome to lysosome transport. The record is from RefSeq and is a predicted model, not a curated record. Lineage: Eukaryota; Metazoa; Arthropoda; Insecta; Hymenoptera; Formicidae. The coding region runs from base 156 to 779 and encodes 207 amino acids. Gene Ontology annotation, molecular function: GTP binding; GTPase activity. Gene Ontology annotation, cellular component: late endosome; phagocytic vesicle; lysosome.